UUCGUAAAUGUUCUAUUUUGCAUUGUAAGAGCACAAGCCACAGAGAAAGCCCGGUUCAGCCAUCCUCCUUGCUCUCUUCUUUGUUUCUUCGACGGAGAGUUGUUAUUUCCAUCUUCCAGUUGCAGAAACUCUGAAAAAGCUCGAAGUUUAAGCAUGGGAGAUUCCAGGGAGGCAUCUCCUGAUUGGUUGCGUACUUUUCAGGCUCCUUCUCAAUCUAUUACGACUUUGUCAUCUGAUGGUUCUGAGCCUUCUGGUGACAAAAGCCCUGCGAAAGAUGAUAGCAUUGAUUGUCAAAGAGAUGUGGAGAAUAGAACAUCAAACUUAUUGGAAGUAGAUGGGGAAGAAGAAGAGAAAAUCUGCGAUAUUGCCAAGAAGUCGCCCAGUAAGAAGACAGCUAAGAAGCGAUUAAAAGUUGGCGAUGUAACACCUGCGAAAAGGAAAAAAUCAGAAAAACUCGAGAAAAUAGGGAGUGAAGAUGAUGAGAAUGUUAAGAGGGAAGAAUUUUCUGAUAAGUCGAUGGAAACUCCUGUAACUGCACCAAAUCAUUCAAUUUGUGAACUGUCAUCAGAUUCUGAAACCAAAUCAGAUGCAACCAUAAGGAAAAUAGAAGAGAAAAUUGAUAAUGAAGAGUCUGCACCCAGGAGUGCAGUGAAGAGAAAAUCUCCAAAGAAACGGGUGAAACAGGAAGAUGAUGCGACAGAGAAGAAAACUAAUGAGCCUGCGAAAAUAGAAGGCGAGGUUGAAAAUAUAGAUGUUGCAGAGGAAGUCAAACCUGAGAAGCAAUCUGAACCUGCUGUUAGCUCCUCUACAAUGCCUUUGGUACUGCCUGAGAAAGUACAACGCACUAAGGCACUAGUUGAGUGUGAAGGUGAAUCAAUUGAUUUGAGUGGUGAUAUGGGUGCUGUUGGGAGGGUAAUAAUCUCAGAGACUCCAUCGAAAGAAUCUGAAAUGUUUCUAGAUUUGAAAGGAACCAUUUACAAAACCAUAAUAGUUCCUUCAAGGACAUUUUGUGUGGUGAGCAUUGGUCAGUCUGAGGCCAAGAUAGAGGCCAUCAUGAAUGAUUUUAUUCAGCUGAAACCUCAAUCAAACGUGUAUAAUGCUGAGACUAUGGUUGAAGGAACACUAGAAGGGUUCACCUUUGAGUCUGAUGAUGAAGCUGAUAAGAUGACCAAGGAUGUUAAAGGUGAUCAGAGUGAAGGUGCUGAAGAGAAACCCACCAAGAAAGCUAAAGGAAAAGCUGAAAAAAAACCGGUUGCAACGAAAAGGAAGGGGAAAGAUGUAGGAGGCAAGCAGACUAAGAAAAGGAAACCUCAAGCACCAAAGAAAGGCAAGGCUAAGAAGUAAAAAAUAAGAAUUGUUUUUCUGGCUAUAGAUUGUACACCACCAGUCCAUAAACUUGUAGCUAC
Molecule: messenger RNA, 1406 nt
Organism: Beta vulgaris subsp. vulgaris (sugar beet)
Lineage: Eukaryota; Viridiplantae; Streptophyta; Magnoliopsida; Caryophyllales; Amaranthaceae
Product: DNA-binding protein BIN4
Exons: 13
Coding region: 154-1344 (396 amino acids)
Biological process (GO): chromosome organization; DNA endoreduplication
Cellular component (GO): nucleus; DNA topoisomerase type II (double strand cut, ATP-hydrolyzing) complex
Molecular function (GO): double-stranded DNA binding
Source: RefSeq, a predicted model, not a curated record